GCCAAACACCAAGGUUUUUUGAGAGAUGGACAAGAGUAUGGCAAUGGAAAGUGAUGUUGUGUUCUUAGAAGUAGUUCUUGUCAAGAGCAGAAAGCAAUCUCACAGAAGAGUUUUGAAUAUCAUUUGAAAGCUGAGAUAGAGAGAACUCAGGAAAGUUGAAAGAUUAGAAGAAGAUGCCAACAGUUUGGUUUUCUCUAAAGAGAUCCCUCCAUUGCAAAUCAGAGCCUUCGGAUGUUCAUGAUCCAAAAGCUAGGAAUCAUUUGAGUGCCAUCUUGACCAAAAAAACUGGUAGGUCCGGAUGUUCAAGGUCCAUUGCAAACCUAAAAGAUGUUAUCCAUGGGAGCAAGAGACACUUAGAAAGGCCUCCAAGUUGCAGCCCAAGAUCUAUAGGGAGUAGUGAAUUCCUAAACCCAAUAACCCAUGAAGUGAUUCUCAGCAAUUCAAGGUGUGAGCUCAAGAUAACCGGUAUUGGGGGUUUCUAUGAAGGUGGAGGCGGUGGCGGUGGCAGCGGAGACUCAACUUUUGUUGGUACCCUGAGGCCUGGGACACCUGGUCCAGGAGGGCACCUUAACAGCAGGCACUCUUACAUCUCUUCUUUUAAGAGCUCAGCUACACCUUCAAGGAAGUCUCCUAGUUUUCUAUCUGACAGAGAAUGCCCUGCAUUUGGAGGUUCUGCCUUUUCUGGUGGUAUUGGUGAUGGUGGCACUAUAUCUAGGGCUUCUCAUGGGUCGUAUAUGGUGACUUGCCAUAGAUGUGGAGAGCAGUUUGGGAAGUGGGAAUCCUUAGAAUCACAUCACCUAUCCAAGCAUGCUGUUACUGAACUUAUUGAAGGAGACUCCUCUAGAAAGAUUGUGGAGAUCAUUUGCCGUGCAAGCUGGUUAAAGUCUGAGAACAAUUGUGGGCGGAUUGAGAAGGUUUUGAAGGUCCACAACAUGCAAAAGACCCUAGCUCGAUUUGAAGAAUACAGGGAGAUGGUGAAAAACAAAGCCAGUAAACUCCCCAAGAAACACCCACGUUGCCUGGCUGAUGGGAAUGAGCUUUUGAGAUUCUAUGGUACUACUGUGACAUGUUCUCUUGGAAUAAAUGGCUCCUCUAAUCUGUGUAUUUCUGAUAAGUGCAGCGUUUGUCGGAUUAUAAGACAUGGGUUCUCCACGAAGAAAGAGAUCAAGGGAGGUAUUGGUGUUUUCACAACUUCAACAAGUGGAAGAGCUUUUGAAUCUAUUGAACUCUAUGAAGAAAACCCAUCUCUGAGGAAGGCUUUAAUAGUCUGUAGAGUGAUUGCAGGAAGGGUACAUAAGCCUUUGGAGAACAUCCAAGGACUAGCAGGCCAAACAGGGUUUGAUUCAUUGGCUGGGAAAGUUGGUCUUUAUUCAAAUAUUGAGGAGCUCUACUUACUAAGCCCUAGAGCUCUUCUCCCUUGCUUUGUGGUAAUCUGCAAGCCCUGAAA
Messenger RNA from Telopea speciosissima, 1447 nucleotides. RefSeq lists its product as uncharacterized. The record is from RefSeq and is a predicted model, not a curated record. The transcript is spliced from 3 exons. Bases 174 to 1445 code for a protein of 423 amino acids. Lineage: Eukaryota; Viridiplantae; Streptophyta; Magnoliopsida; Proteales; Proteaceae.